AUGGCUGACGAGACCUGUGGCCAGCAGCUGCCCUCCUUUUCUAGCGGCCGGUGCUUCUCGGAGGAAGAGAGGACCGUGGUAAAACGAGAAGCCCGAGGUAGCUCCAUCAAAGGGUCCGAGGAGUCGGAAGUGUGCACCAGCCCCGGCUGCGUGAUGGCAGCCGCCAGGAUCCUACAGAACAUGGACCCAACCAGGGAGCCGUGUGACGACUUCUACCAGUACGCCUGCGGGGGCUGGCUGCGCCGCCACGUCAUCCCCGAGACCAACUCCCGCUACAGCGUCUUCGACAUCCUGCGGGACGAGCUGGAGGUCAUCCUCAAAGCGGUGCUGGAGAACUCCACUGCCGAGGACCGGCCAGCCGUGCCCAAGGCCAAGACGCUGUACCGCUCCUGCAUGAACGAGAGUGUCAUAGAGAAGCGAGACUCCCAGCCCCUGCUGCACAUCCUGGACAUGGUGGGAGGCUGGCCGGUGGCCACGGACAGCUGGAACGAGACCGUAGGGCCCGGGUGGGAGCUGGAGCGGCAGCUGGCGGUGAUGAGCACGCAGUACAACAAGCGAGUCCUCAUCGACCUCUUCAUCUGGAACGACGACCAGAACUCCAGCCGCCACAUCAUCUACAUAGACCAACCCACCCUGGGCAUGCCGUCCCGCGAGUACUACUUCAACGAGGGCAGCAACAGGAAGGUGCGGGAGGCCUACCUGCAGUUCAUGAUGUCGCUGGCCACCAUGCUGCGAGAGGACCUCAACCUCCCCGCCGACAGCCACCUGGUGCGGGAGGACAUGGCGCAGGUGCUGCAGCUCGAGACGCACCUGGCCAAUGUGAGGCGGGGCCGGGAGGAGAGGCAUGACGUCACGGCCCUGUACCACCGGAUGGGCCUGGAGGAGCUUCAGAACAAAUUCGGCCUGAAGGGAUUCAACUGGACGCUCUUCAUCCAAACCGUGCUGGCCUCGGUCAAGAUCGAGCUGCUGCCCGACGAGCAGGUGGUGGUCUACGGCAUCCCCUACCUGCAGAACCUGGAGGACAUCAUCGACCUCUACUCCGCCAGGACCAUGCAGAACUACCUGGUCUGGCGGCUGGUGCUGGACCGCGUCAGCAGCCUGAGCCAGCGGUUCAAGGAAGCUCGGGUGAACUACCGCAAGGCGCUGUACGGCACCACGGUGGAGGAGGUGCGCUGGAGAGAGUGCGUGAGCUACGUCAACAGCAACAUGGAGAGCGCCGUGGGCUCGCUCUACGUCAGGGAGGCCUUCCCCAGGGACAGCAAGAAGAGGGUCAGCGAACUCAUCGACAAGGUGCGGGCUGUGUUCGUGGAAACCCUGGACGAGCUGGGCUGGAUGGACGAGGAGUCCAAGCGGAAGGCCCAGGAGAAGGCUAUGAGCAUCCGGGAGCAGAUCGGCUACCCUGACUAUAUCCUGGAGGCGCGGAACAAGCACCUGGACGAGGAGUAUUCCAACCUGAACUUCUCAGAGGACCUGUACUUCGAGAACGGGCUCCAGAACCUCAGGGCCGGGGCCCACAGGAGCCUCAAGAAGCUACGGGAAAAGGUGGACCAAAACCUGUGGAUCAUCGGGGCUGCGGUGGUGAAUGCCUUCUACUCCCCCAACCGAAACCAGAUCGUGUUCCCAGCCGGCAUCCUCCAGCCCCCCUUCUUCAGCAAGGAGCAGCCACAGGCCUUGAACUUCGGGGGCAUCGGCAUGGUGAUCGGGCACGAGAUCACACACGGCUUCGAUGACAACGGCAGGAACUUCGACAAGAACGGCAACAUGCUGGACUGGUGGAGCAACUUCUCGGCCCAGCACUUCCGGGAGCAGUCGGAGUGCAUGAUCUACCAGUACGGGAACUACUCCUGGGACCUCGCAGAGGAGCAGAACGUGAACGGAUUCAGCACCCUGGGUGAAAACAUUGCUGACAACGGAGGGGUGCGGCAGGCGUACAAGGCCUACCUCAAGUGGAUGGCGGAAGGCGGCAAGGACCAGCAGCUGCCGGGCCUGGAGCUCACCUACCAGCAGCUCUUCUUCAUCAACUACGCCCAGGUGUGGUGCGGGUCGUACCGGCCCGAGUUCGCCAUCCAGUCCAUCAAAACUGACGUCCACAGCCCCCUGAAGUACAGGGUGCUGGGCUCGCUGCAGAACCUGGCGGCCUUCGCGGACGCGUUCCACUGCGCGCGGGGCACUCGCAUGCACCCCAAGGACCGGUGCCGCGUCUGGUAG
Molecule: messenger RNA, 2208 nt
Organism: Lepus europaeus (European hare)
Lineage: Eukaryota; Metazoa; Chordata; Mammalia; Lagomorpha; Leporidae
Gene: MMEL1
Product: membrane metalloendopeptidase like 1
Biological process (GO): protein processing
Cellular component (GO): plasma membrane
Molecular function (GO): metalloendopeptidase activity
Source: RefSeq, a predicted model, not a curated record